CUCACGGCGUCUGCUGCCGGUGUUGGAGUGUUAGCUUACGAGGCAUGCGGUAAAGGUGUACUCUAAUCCUUGAUAUAUAUGGAGCCACUUCCCUAGUAUGCCUACCUGGCUAGCUUUUUUGUUCUAUCGCAUAUAUAACCCCCCUCGUUCUUUCACAAUUGGCUUGACAAAAUCUUACUUAGCGAAAUACUUGUCACCUCUCCUCAGUUAUAUAUCCCGGGCUUUCCACGGGUACUCUGCUCUAGGAUAGCACAUUAUAUUUCAGCAGUGCGUGAAGCUCCCGCUCGCGUCUUCACCUAGAUUCCUUCAUUAUAUAUUCCGGACAAGGGUUAAAAUAGUCAUCGAAAAAGAUCAGCAAUACACCAGUACCAGCUUAUAACUAAAAGCCGAAGAGAUGGAAAAAUGCCCCGGAGCUUAACGCCAUAUUGUCCAUUCUUUGCAAUGAAACUACGGAUCACAUGCAUAAUAGUUGUAAGGAAAUAUUUUAGACAAGUUCCCUUUAACUGUGUCAGGUUUCCUCACCCCGUUUACUCGUAUGACACGCUCAAGUAUCUCAUGGAGAAAGAUACAGAAAGGUCAUAUAAACCCGGUGAGUGUCUCGAAAGCUAUGAGGCAAAAGUCCUGCAAAUAGGGAAACGGCGAAGAGGGUGGCCGAUUGGCCGCAAUUACACCGCCCAGCACGGUCGCGAAAAUAUCCCGGGCCGGAGCCUUGCUCAGCAUGUGUCAUUAUUACUAGCCCCGGGAAUAACCUGAGCCCAAAAGACUGGAAGUGCUUCAAAAUGGAGUGAGUAUAUUUUUGGAAGACAUUCAAAGAGGCAUCCUGGGCAAAAAUGCUCAACUUC
Molecule: messenger RNA, 842 nt
Organism: Babjeviella inositovora NRRL Y-12698
Lineage: Eukaryota; Fungi; Ascomycota; Pichiomycetes; Serinales
Exons: 1
Source: RefSeq, a predicted model, not a curated record